AUGCUUCAACAGUCAGGCCUUUGUCUUGGGGAUCCUGAACGCAACAAAGAAUAUCCGGAUGUGACCUAAUACGUGCAGACGACGUGAGUGUCAUCGGUCAAGAUGGCGGCGCUGGCGUCCUUGAUGCUCAAGUCCAGAGCAGGUCUGCUGGUACCCGGCCAGGCAUCUCUUCUGGACUCUGUGAGGUGUGCGUCCAAGAAGGCCGGCGGCAGCAGCAAGAACCUCGGCGGAAAGAGCCCCGGUCGCAGAUACGGCUUCAAGAAACAAGAUGGUAAUUUUGUCCAUGCGGGUAACAUCCUUGCUACACAGCGGAUGGUGAGGUUUCACCCCGGCGCUCAUGUGGGCAUGGGAACCAACAAGACACUCUUUGCUCUGGAGGACGGCUUUGUCCGGUUCACCAAGGAGGUCUAUGUCCCGCCUCCCCGCAGCCUCGAGUCCACCCAGGUCAUCACCAAGCUGCCAAAAGGAGCUGUGCUCUACAAGACAUUCGUCAACGUCGUGCCGAUCAAACAAGAGGGGAAGUUUAAACUGGUGGACAUGGUCUAAAACUGGACCGGGACAAUGUUUUUCCCCUGGGAGACCUCUGAUCGAGAAGGACUUAAUUUUGACACUUUUCCUGAUUUCUGGAGAUCUAAGUGAAGAGCGCAGCCCGAACGCUGGGAGCAGUGAGUGGACAUCUGCACAUGCUUGAGUUGUGUCAUUGUGUGACAGUCUAUGGCACCCACAGAAAAGAGUUAAACUCACUCAUUUACAUCCAUUUUCAUUUAAUUUACUCAACAUACCUAAAUUAAAAGUAUAGAGAGAAACAUUUCCAGUGAUCAUUUGAAAGAUUUUGUUUAAUUGGAGUCAACUGUGAUUUACUUAGCUGAUAUAGUCCUAAUGUAGUUCAUCAUAUGAGUGUUUAACUUUGGGUAGUGCCAUUUGUUAGUCAUUUGCUAGCCAUUCACUCAGGAGACCCCACCAUAUUGAGCCGAGGUGCUCUAAUACUGUAUUAAAGUUUUAUAUGUGAAAGUAUUUGCUUUGUGUCAGCUCUAUUGUCGUGACUUACAUUGGUACUCACUGAGAUGUGCUUUUUUUGUUAUAUUUGAUGGAAGUUCUCUUUAAAAUACAGACAAAUCAAUAAAUCGCCCAUAAUUUA
Molecule: messenger RNA, 1138 nt
Organism: Pungitius pungitius (ninespine stickleback)
Lineage: Eukaryota; Metazoa; Chordata; Actinopteri; Perciformes; Gasterosteidae
Gene: mrpl27
Product: mitochondrial ribosomal protein L27
Exons: 4
Coding region: 103-546 (147 amino acids)
Biological process (GO): translation
Cellular component (GO): mitochondrial large ribosomal subunit; ribosome
Molecular function (GO): structural constituent of ribosome
Source: RefSeq, a predicted model, not a curated record